UGUUUGCCAGUCACAACAAUUAAAGAUGGAAAGACGUUUAUUGCAAGAAAUAAACGAGUGUCGUUUACCACGAGCAGCACGUUUUAUAAUGACCCUUUCGGUUCAUCACAGUUUGGUUUUUCUCAAGACAUACCUCCCUUUGUUUCCCAGUCGGAAGGUUUCGCGUCCGGAGAAGAAAGCUUGCAAGAAUCUACUCCCUUAAAUUUAGAAGAGCGUGAGAAUUUAUUUCAAGCACAUUCAGAAACUGACUUUGUUCCUGAAGAGAAUUUAAUGGAGAAAGAAUCAUCGACACCAAAUAUCGAAUUGGCUAUUGCGGAAGAACCUUCCACACCAACUCCAGCAGACUCAAACUCAGAGGCUAGAAUUAGACCAGAAAUUAUCCCGCCCAAAAAGGAAUAUACUUUUAGCCGCGGGAUAGGUUCGGGAAAUUUUCAAAAAUUAGUCGAUGGUAUUGAUGAACAUGGUGAAAAUUGGGAACUUAUAUCAAAAGAAGUUUUUAAUGAUGAUGUUCAUCCAGGUCAAUUGAAAUCUUUUUGGAAUUAUAUGAUGGCCAAACAUAAGAAUUCAACUAUAUCAUCCAGUAGAGUGUAUCCUUUCUGGACCACAAAAGAAACCGAAAAACUUAUUAACGCAGUAGAUUUACAUGGUGAAGAAUGGGAGAAAAUUUCAAUUGAAAUAUUCAAUAAAAAAAGAUCUUUGAUGCAAUGCAAAAACAGGUGGCUUAGAUUACAAGAAAGACAAACUCAAGGGGAGCGGCUUAAGCCUUUUAAAAAGCCCUCGAGGACCUGGGGUGAUAAAUUGAAGGAGACAUCCCUAUGGAUGACAAAACCUAAUCAAGUAUCACCAGAAUUGGGCGAUGUUCUCAAAGAGCAAUGUGCAUACUUUGUUCGGGCGUUAGGACAGCAGUUUGUGAAGCUCGAUAUAAAUUUUGUCAAUCCUCGGGAAUUUCCGUGGACCAGAAAAGAAAAUGACACCCUAUUCGAUCUUAUUAAAAAACAUGGAUUUGACUGGGGCGAAAUUUCAAAAUCUAUUCCAAAUCGAUCAAUUGAGAGUAUACGUGAAAGAGCUAGCAGUGUAACUUUAUGGACUAAAGAAGAGGUAGCAAAAUUCGAAGAAGCUUAUGACUUAUAUCAAAGCGAUUGGGCUCAAGUAUCCAACUAUAUUAAGACAAAGACACCUGGGCUAUGUUGGUCAUAUUGGAGAACAAUUACGGGUGCUGAUUUAUUAGAACAAAAUAAAACCAAAAAAUUUGAUACAAGUUUUCAUCGCGCCGAAAUCAACGUAACAUUCACAGAUUUUACAACCACCAAAUUAUCUUUUAUCCGUCAUAACACAAAUGACGCUUAUGUGCUGAAAAAUUGA
This is a messenger RNA of Acaulospora morrowiae, 1362 nucleotides long. Lineage: Eukaryota; Fungi; Glomeromycota; Glomeromycetes; Diversisporales; Acaulosporaceae. The record is from the annotation of a GenBank genome assembly.